CGAUCCGCAAAUUCCACUAUUGUGGAUAAUCCCUAUUGUGGUUAGCUUCACACAUAGUCGUAUGAGUUCUACAAUAGGGAAGGGCAUGGUAACAUGGACUGGAGUUUGACAGGAAUUUGUGGAACAAAUCCAAUGCAAGUCAAUAUCACCGAUAUUAGCAUAUUUCACAUGAGAGUUCUGGGGUGAAAGCAUCAAAGCAUGGAUUUAAUUUGCUGUCUCACCUUGUCCAUAGACUGCUUACAAGGGUGACAUACUGAAGAGAGGUCUGUAGCGAUGGAGGAUUUCUGGGUGGUGGUCCUGGCAGGGCUGAAGGUGUGGGUCUACCUCAUUGUGGCUCUUCUCAUGGUGCCUGCCAUGUUUGGCUUCUCCCUGGGCAUCUCUGAGACAUACAUGAAGAUCCUGGUCAAAACCCUUGAGUGGGCCACGUUGAGGAUCCAGACAGUCAACAAAGAGCAGCAUAUAAUCGAAUCCUCCUCAUCCAACGGCCUCAUCCAGAGGGAUGAUGGUUCUAUGGAGGAGGCGCUUGGGGAGUUGAGGCGCAGUCGCCCUAAACCACCAGUAGGAGGGGACUUCACACUCAGCGACUGUUUCUACUUCUACAGACGAGGCAUCGAGGACAUCGUAGAGGAUGAGGUGACCCAGCGGUUUUCGUCAGAGGAGCUGGUGUCGUGGAACCUGCUAACUCGCACCAACAUCGACUUCCAGUACAUCAGCCUCAAACUGACUAUGGUCUGGGGCCUGGGCGUGUUCAUACGCUACUGCAUCCUGGCUCCACUCAGGAUCACGCUGGCAUCUAUAGGCCUGACCUGGCUGGUGAUAGGAACCACUGCUGUAGGAUUCCUCCCUAACUGGAGGCUGAAGUCCUGGCUGAGCGAUUGGGUCCAUGUGAUGUGCUACAGGAUCUGUGCCCGAGGCCUCUCCUGCACCAUCCACUACUAUAACAAAGAAAACAGACCCAGAAAAGGAGGAAUCUGUGUGGCCAAUCACACCUCCCCGAUUGAUAUCGUAAUUCUCUGCAACGAUGGGUGUUACGCCAUGGUGGGCCAGUCACAUGGUGGUCUGAUGGGAGUGCUGCAGAGGGCCAUGGCCAGGUCCUGUCCUCACAUCUGGUUUGAGAGAGCUGAUAUGAAAGAUCGCCACCUGGUGGCCAAGAGGUUGACGGAUCAUGUGAAUGACAACACAAAGCUUCCUAUAUUGAUCUUUCCAGAAGCAAGCAGUUGCUUAUCAACAGAGUUUGUUGUUAGCAUGACCAUCUGUAGAGCAUCUACAGAUGGAAAAUCCGGACUAUCCGAAUCGGUAAGUGCUACAUUGGCCAAAUGGAUUAGCAUGAAGUUGCCCUUAGACACUGAUUUAAGCCAGUGCCUUGGUUAGUUAGGGUAAGCUGAUCCUACACCUACAAAUAUACAUAUGCUUUAUACCAGGUAUUCCCAAACUGAAAUAAUUUUCUUCACAUUUUCAAACAGUACAUUUUGUAUUUUCCAACGGGGCUAUACAUUUGGGUGAGUUUUUUUCUUUCUUGCCUGAGGAGCCUAGUUUGACUGCCAAAAGUUAAUUUAAACCAUCUAGUGGUCAGCGAAAUAACAACACAAUGUCAAAUACAGGUAGUCUUGUCAAAUAAUUAACAUCCAAUCACGUUCGCCGUUACUCUCACGGGAAACAUUCUCUCUUGCGCAGACAUUUAGAAACGAAACAUGACCAUUUGAAAAAUAAGCCACAGGAUUUUUUAAAUAAAAAAGAAAGACGUUUGAGUAGUAAGACAUGUAUAAAAGAAACAGAUACCAUUAGUAAGACGGGGCUAGAAGCGUCUUAUAUGGUGAGCUACCUAGUGGCUAGGACAGGCAAGACCCAUGCUAUUGUGGAGGACUUCAUUCUUCCUGCUGCCUUCGAUAUGGCAGAGACAAUGUUGGGAGAAAAGGCCAAAAAAACUAUACAGACAAUGUCUCAAUGAAACAACACUGUUUCACGAUGCAUCAGUGACAUGGCAGGAGAUGUUUUGAAACAAUUACUAUGCGUUUCAGCUGGAUGAGUCAACAGACGUGGUGGGCCUGGCACAUCUCCUGGUAUAUGUCAGUUACGUUUAUGGGGGGUCAAUUAAGGAAGACAUCCUCUUCUGGAAACCAGGAAAACAUGAGGAUAUUUUUAAAGUACUGGACAGCUUUUUGACAUCAAAUUGAAUUUGGUGGUCAAGAUGUUGGUAUCUGUACUGAUGGUGCAACAUCCAUGACAGGAAGACAUAGUGGAGUGGUAACGCACAUUUCUUUUUAAAUUGAGAGAUGAGUUUAAAGUUUUCUUUACUGACCAUAAUUUUCACUUGUCUGACCUCUUGCAUGAUGACGAAUUUCUCAUACGACUGGUCUAUCUGGGUGAUGUCUUUUCUCGCCUGAAUGAUCUGAAUCUAGGAUUACAUGGACUCUCUGCAACUAUAUUCAAUGUGCGGGACAACAUUGAGGCUAUGAUUAAGAAGUUGGAGCUCUUCUCUGUCUGCAUUAACAAGGACAACACGCAGGUCUUUCCAUCAUUGUAUGAUUAUUUUGAGUGCAAAUGAAUUCAAGCUUACGGACAAUGUCAAAUGUGAUAUAUCGAAGCACCUGAUUAAGCUGGGUACGCAGAUACUUUCCUGAAACAGACGAAACAUGCCACUGGAUUCCUCUAUACCUUUCAUGCCCUGCCUCUAGUCCACUUACCGAUAUCUGAAAAAAAGAGCCUGUGAAAAUUAAAUUUAAUCAGAAGCCACUGCCAGAUUUCUGGAUACUACGCUCAGAGUUUCUUGCCUUGGCAAAUUGCGCUGUUAAGACAUGUACAUAUGUGAGAGUGGAUUCUCAGAUCUCACUAGCAUGAAAACUAAAUACAGGCACAGACUGUGUAGAAAAUGAUUUAAGACUGAGACUCCAAUACAACUCAACAUUGCAGAGUUAUGAGCAUCUUUUCAAGCACACCCUUCUCAUUAACCUGUGGUGAGUUAUUCACAAUUUUUGGAUGAACAAAUACAGUUUUAUGUGUAAGAUGGCUAAAUAAAGAGCAAAAUGAUU
This is a messenger RNA of Oncorhynchus keta (chum salmon), 3029 nucleotides long. It is a transcript of the gene agpat9l, whose product is annotated as 1-acylglycerol-3-phosphate O-acyltransferase 9, like. The transcript is spliced from 12 exons. Gene Ontology annotation, molecular function: glycerol-3-phosphate O-acyltransferase activity. Lineage: Eukaryota; Metazoa; Chordata; Actinopteri; Salmoniformes; Salmonidae. The record is from RefSeq and is a predicted model, not a curated record. Gene Ontology annotation, biological process: triglyceride biosynthetic process. Gene Ontology annotation, cellular component: endoplasmic reticulum. Bases 274 to 1371 code for a protein of 365 amino acids.